This is a messenger RNA of Pocillopora verrucosa, 1100 nucleotides long. RefSeq names its product microfibril-associated glycoprotein 4-like. The record is from RefSeq and is a predicted model, not a curated record. NCBI's taxonomy places the organism in Eukaryota, Metazoa, Cnidaria, Anthozoa, Scleractinia, Pocilloporidae.
ACCUCCAGUUUUAUUUCAAAAUGACAACCAUCGCCUUCAUCGUCUUCAUCAUGUUUGGAACUUUCUUCUCUAGGUGUAUUUGCUGUUUGGAUGACGAAUUUCGCAUUAUCGUGUUCAAAGAUCCAAUCCCGAAUAAGAAAAUGAAGAAUCAUUUAAUCAAAACUGAGGAUGUGCCUAAUGAGGGGAGCUGUCGUGUGUUGUGUUAUAUGGACCCCGACUGCGUGUCCAUCAAUCUGGGACCAUUUAUCCAAGGAAAACACAUAUGCCAGUUAAACAAUGCAACUGACAAAAGUCUCGCUAAUGUGCAAGGUUUUACGUACCUUGCCAUUGAGAACCCUUGUGAUAGCGGCCCAUGUUUAAAUGGAGGCACCUGCCAAGCUGGUUUCACAAGUAAAGGUUUUCGGUGUAUCUGUCCAGAAGAAUUCAGCGGAGGAGAAGUCUGCCAAGCUUUCAGAAAUUGCGCUGACAUCUUUAAAUCAGGCCAAAAAAGAGACGGUGUGUACAUCAUCAAACCUGACAACCAAUCAGCUUUUAAUGUCUUCUGCGACCAAACAACAGCUGGUGGAGGAUGGACGGUAUUCCAGAAAAGAAUCGACGGUUCCGUUGACUUCAACCUCAACUGGAGCGAUUAUAAGCGUGGCUUCGGAAAUCUUAGAGGCGAGUUUUGGCUUGGCUUGGACAGGAUUCAUCGCCUGACUUCAGAUAAUAACAGCAUGUUACGAGUAGACAUGGUGGACUUCGAAGGGAGAAGUGCUUAUGCCGAAUACAGCUCUUUUGGUGUCAGGAGUGAACAUGACAAGUACCGGUUGAUCCUUGGUUGUUAUGACACAUCAGGAACCGCUGGUGACUCCUUCUCUUACCAUCGUGGCUGGCCAUUUUCUACUCCGGAUGAAGAGAACGAUUUCAAACCCACUGGGAACUGUGCCCUUGAGUACCAAGGUGGCUGGUGGUUUAAGUGGUGUCACACGGCUUUUUUGAAUGGUCCUUACAUACGUGGGCAUAACCCUGAUCAUGGCGAAGGCAAUAUUUGGCAACAUUUUCGAGGUGUUCGUUACUCAUUGAAGAGCUCUCAGAUGAAAAUAAGACCUCGAGACUUUUAA